Penicillium maclennaniae is the source of this 348-nucleotide messenger RNA. RefSeq lists its product as uncharacterized. The transcript is spliced from 2 exons. The record is from RefSeq and is a predicted model, not a curated record. The coding region runs from base 1 to 348 and encodes 115 amino acids. Lineage: Eukaryota; Fungi; Ascomycota; Eurotiomycetes; Eurotiales; Aspergillaceae.
AUGAGCAAAUCACAGAGUCCAACCCGUCGCCUCCUCAUUUUCCAAGAGGCGCGCAAUCCGCAAAACACAGCGGAGAUCGUGUACCUCCCCGUCAACAAACUGGGUCUCCCAAUUUGCGGCGAUGGGCCCGAGCUACCCUCCAUCCUGGAACUCCCCCUGCGCAUUUUGAAAGUGUUUACCGAGGUUUUCAACCAGCCCAAAUAUAAAGGAUGGGCGGUUGUCGGCGCCGGUCCUUACCACGAUACCUCCGAGGAAGGCAAGUUCUACGCUGUUGUGCUUGAAUCAACACAGCCGGCAGGACAGGGACAUGUGCAAGUGCAGCCGGAGGUUCAUAUGCAGACGCCCUGA